Messenger RNA from Opisthorchis viverrini, 636 nucleotides. RefSeq lists its product as hypothetical. The record is from RefSeq and is a predicted model, not a curated record. The coding region runs from base 1 to 636 and encodes 211 amino acids. The transcript is spliced from 2 exons. NCBI's taxonomy places the organism in Eukaryota, Metazoa, Platyhelminthes, Trematoda, Opisthorchiida, Opisthorchiidae.
AUGCCAAAAAGGAUUCGGCGACUUCUGGAAAAAAGAUCCCAUCUCUUUUUCAAAAAGUUGACUACAGUGAAUACAGAAGAUGAGCUGGCAUUUCGUAAAAUGCGUAACCGCUGUAAAUCGGAAAUCCGCCAAUGGAACAUUCGAAAACAAGCCACCAUUCUGGACCUCGCUCGAAUAAACAAAAACGUACUGUUCAAGUACAUGAGACAUCGCCGGAGAAACAAGCCAUCCGCGUUCUCCUCGAGGGACAGAAACGGAGAACCGUCAAGCGACCCAACAGUGAAAUCGGCCCAAAAGGCAUUCGCCAUUUUACGGAUGAUUCGGCGGACCUUCUCCCGUAUUACUCGCAUGGACUUCCAAAUACUCUAUGGGGCCUACGUCAAACCGCUCCUGGACUACGCCAACCAAGUUGUCUACUCAGGACGCACGAAAGACGUCACCCUCAUUGAGCGUGUUCAGCGGGCCGCUACGAGAAUGGUUGCCGGCCUCAAGUCCGUGGACUACGAAACGCGUCUCGCGAUGCUUGAUCUCUUUCCCCUGGAGUACCGUCUCCUCAGAGGGGACCUAAUUCUUACUUACGCCCUGUUUGAACAGAGCUUGGCAAACAGGUUUUUUACCGUUGACCCAGCAAACUAA